Messenger RNA from Mesorhabditis belari, 738 nucleotides. NCBI's taxonomy places the organism in Eukaryota, Metazoa, Nematoda, Chromadorea, Rhabditida, Rhabditidae. The record is from the annotation of a GenBank genome assembly.
AUGCGUGACAAACCAACAAACAACUCCAAUCAACAAUCGCUAAUUGCUCAAAAAGGUGAAAUCGAGGCAAUCACCAAUAAUCUCCAAGCAACCACCACACUUUUGGCUUCGUUGAGUUUCCCGUCAACGAACUCGCUGGGAGAUUUGCUGGAGAAAGUGGCGGUGAAUUGUGCCGAAUUGCACACACUCAAUACUCUAAUCGCCUCCGAUUUACAAGCUUGCUCGGCUGCUAAGAGCGCAAUCGAAUCGAUCAACUCGUCGAAUUUGUUGAUCAGAAGAAAGCCUCUCUUACUCGUCUCGAAAAUUUGUGCACAUCAGCGGAAAAGCUUGCCAAGUGAACGAAAAGAAAUGCUACCGAAAAAGAUAAAUGCUGUUCAAUCCGACUCUUCCGAUGACGAGGCGCCAGUAGAGGUCACUUCAAAGGCACCCGAUAUUCAGCUUGCAGAGGCACCGAAAAGCGAGCUCUCCUUGUAUGAACAGGUUCAACUGAAGAAGAAAAAAGAGGAGGUGAAACGCGAGAAAACUCUCCGCAAAAGUCAUCGCAUUCAAAAACUUCGUGAUGGCGAGUACGAGGUGAAAACAAAAAACGCCUCUUUCAAACUGUUGACGGCGGAUAAAGGAGUGAAGGGUGUGCUGAAAAAUCAACGGGAUUUUCGCGCCGAGCUACUUGAAGCAAGAGUCGGAAAUAGAAGACGAGAUGCUUCCACAGCAAAAGCAAUCGCUAAAGCGCGAAAACUC